This is a messenger RNA of Vespa mandarinia (Asian giant hornet), 1267 nucleotides long. RefSeq names its product lysM and putative peptidoglycan-binding domain-containing protein 3. The record is from RefSeq and is a predicted model, not a curated record. Lineage: Eukaryota; Metazoa; Arthropoda; Insecta; Hymenoptera; Vespidae.
GCAAAAUAAAUAUCAAGUAUUAGCAAUGAUCCCUGUCAAAAGAAUAAUAUACUUUUGAAUAACGCACAUACUGAUCGUUAGAUAAUAAUAAAGUGUACAUUUACAUAUGAGUAAUAGACGGACGAUAUAUUAAAUUUGAGACACAAAUGGUAUAUCAGCGUGGAAAUCAGAAGGAAGGCUCUCCGCAUUAUGUAUUUCUUUAUUCGGAUGACGAAAAUAGCGGAGACGAGGAAAAUUUUCCUUUACAGCUGCGAAACGGUUCUACAUCUUCCCCGCGAAAAGUGGAAGUGAUAAAUGUUUUAAUCAAACCGGAGGAUACAUUGCAAGCAUUAGCACUUCGAUAUAGGUGCACGAUAUCAGAAUUGAAAAGAAUCAAUAAGAUUCACAAAGAGAAUGAGAUAUAUGCUCGAAGAUCUAUAAAAGUGCCAAUUCAACCAUUUUCUAUUUUAACAGAAAAUUUGGAUAAAAAUUCUGACAUAAGCGAAGAAAAAUUAGAUACUACUGUACAAUCUGAAUCAGGGACUAUCGCAAGAGUACAACCAUCAAUAAAUUUAGUAAAUGUUUCUGUACCUAUUGAUCUUCCUCAAACAGAAAUUAAUAAUAUUAUACUUAAUUCGGUAUGUGAACCUUUAGCAUCGUACAAAUCAAAUAAUUUACCGGAAACAUCUUAUACAGAAUACGAUCAAUUACUUAAUUCAACAGAAAGUGAGGUAAUAGAAUCACAUUUCAUGGACACAUUUAAAUGUUCUGGUGAUGAUUGCGGUUUAUCAUGGACACAACUUUUAGGAGUUUCUCUGCUCCUAGGUUUUGCUGGUCCUAUUAUAUACAUAUUGUAUAUAGCCGAAUAUUCUACUAAAACAAAUCAUUAAAGUAACAUAGAUAAUAGAAAUAUAAUGAAAACGGCAUAUUUAACGUAUCUUUGUGAUAAUAGAAAUUAUUGGAUAAUAGAAAUUAUUGCAAAUUGCAUUGCUUUAAGGGAUUAAGAUUAAUAUGAAAAAAAAAAAAAAAAAAAAAAAAAAAAAAAAAAAAAAAAAAAUUAUUCAUAUACGAAUUUACUGACAUUUUAUAAAGUAUAUAAAUUUUUAUAUUGAUCAUAUUUGGAUCGAUAUAAAGAUAAAAACUAACGAAAGUAUAAACCGUACGGAUUUAUUAGAUUAUAAAUUUUAAAUUGAUAAUAUGAGAAGUUAAUAUUGUAAUUUAGGUAACUAUCUAAAUGUCAAUUUGAUUUGAAUCAUUAUCGAAUUUAACCUGAAAAAAAAAAAAAAGA